Messenger RNA from Brachypodium distachyon (stiff brome), 1021 nucleotides. RefSeq lists its product as uncharacterized. The transcript has a single exon. The record is from RefSeq and is a predicted model, not a curated record. NCBI's taxonomy places the organism in Eukaryota, Viridiplantae, Streptophyta, Magnoliopsida, Poales, Poaceae. Bases 282 to 842 code for a protein of 186 amino acids.
CACUUUGUGCCCCCCUUUGACUUGCCUUCGCCGUCACCUUCCUCCACACGCGUUUCCAAAGCUCGCGCGCCUCGCGUCCCGCCGAGGCCAGGCGAGCGAGCCGCGCUUUAUAAAAGCCCCCGCCGCGUCACCGGCAAGCCGCAAAACCAAAGCACCUGCCUUCUUCCAACACUCGAACGAACAAACAAGCAAACAGCUUAGCUUCUCUCUUCUUGUUUGCUUCCGACGACGCGAUCUCUGUUCAAUUUGGCUUCUAGCUAGCGAUCGAUCUUCUUUUGGGGAUGGGGAACUACCUGUCGUGCACGCUGGCGAAGGCGCCGGGGGGGAAGCAGGGGGCGCGGGUGAUCCUGCCAGACGGGCGGGUGCGCCAGGUGCCGCUGCCGGCGACGGCGGCGGAGCUGAUGCUGGACGCGCCUGGCCACUUCCUGGCGGACGCGCGGGCCGCGCGCGUGGGCGCCCGCCUGGCGGCCCUCUCCGCCGACGAGGACCUCGAGAUGGGAGCCGUCUACGCCACGUUUCCCAUGAAGCGCCUCGGCACGCCGCUCGCGGCGCACGACAUGGCGCGCAUGGCCGCCGCCGCCACCCGCGAGGCCCGACGAAGAUCGUCCAAGGUCUCCGCCGUCAUCCUCGUCGCGGCGGCGGCGGCGGCGCCGCCGGAGCCCGUGAAGAAGGCGGAGGCGGCGCCGUCGCCGUCGCCCAGGGCGCCGCGGCUGGACGAGAUGGUGGACGACGCCGUGGCGGCGGAGAUCGGGGUGCUCAAGCACCGGCUCAGCAGCACCAGGUCCAGGAGGCCCGCGCUCGAGACCAUACACGAGGAGAAUCACCUGAUCUCCAGAUCCUGAAAUAACACUGUAUAUGCUAGCUGAAACAAAUUGUUGUUUGUUGUAAAAAUUUUGGUGUCAAGUUCAACGGAAGUUGGAAAGGGUACGUGAUAUCUGAGUGUGGGAAUUAACUGUACAGUGUAUUUUUUUGGGAUAAGAAAUCCAAGUAUAUACAUGGAUCAGGUUGCCAUUUGUUCAUC